Messenger RNA from Phaedon cochleariae (mustard beetle), 1102 nucleotides. The record is from the annotation of a GenBank genome assembly. Lineage: Eukaryota; Metazoa; Arthropoda; Insecta; Coleoptera; Chrysomelidae.
GCACCAAGAAGCGUAUCGUAGAGCGCCUUCCAUAAAUUAUUCAUUCAAUAUAACUUCAAUAAUGACUCUUACCAUCAUGAAUUGAAAGUUUGGUAUAAGACAUACAUUUUUCGAACGUUAAACGUGUAGUAACUUGGUGUGUUUUUAUUGGCAUGUGGGGAGAUUCAUCCACCUCUUUUUUUUAUUACAACGCCGCUGAUCUAUCUCAAGAAACUGAAGAAUAACAGGCUAACAGGGCUGACGGUUCCAAGAGGUUCUCGAGGUACUUCGUACCAAAUCAGCAAAUUAGCCAGCACAUAACAUUCCAAUCUGGAGAAACAAUACUGGUCCAUUUGAAUAAAUCUCCAUUGACCUUGUGACUAGAAUCAAUCAAUUAUACUAUCACAAAUACUUUCGUUCAUUGGGGACUGGGGAAUUACCAAGUCCAGAUGCGAGUGAAGAUUAUAUUUACAUAUUCAUCAACUAACGAUUCAUAAUCAUACAGUUUUCUCGUUUUGACUUUGUUUCGAGUCAUGUGGUUCGAUAAGAUACUGUUAUUGGUAUAUUUGGCGUCUAGUUUUCAUGAAAUAACAUGUAAAUGCCCGAGUAUGAUCUCCAGAGAAAAAUGGAAUGCAUCUGCACCCGUGAGCGUCAAGCCUCUUAGUUUAAAUCCUCCACCAUUCAUCGUAGUUCAUCAUUCUGCAACUCAGUCAUGUGAAACGGAAGCCGCAUGUAGAAAAUUAGUCAAAAGUAUACAAAUAUAUCAUAUUGUUGAUAAUCAAUGGGAAGAUAUAGGAUAUAAUUUUCUUAUUGGAGGGGAUGGACAAGUUUAUGAAGGUAGAGGCUGGGGAAUACAUGGUGCGCAUGUGAAAAAAUACAAUAAUAGAAGCUUGGGCAUAUGUUUAUUAGGAAACUAUCAAGAUAAUGAACCACCAACGAUUCAGAUUCAAACACUCAAAGAUCUCAUAAGAUGUGCCGUAGAAGAAAAUAAAACCAUAGACCAUUACCAUCUGAUUGGACACAGACAAGGUAGUGCAACUUUAUGCCCAGGAGAGAAAUUGUUCAGGAUAAUAGAGAGUUGGCCAGAUUUUGAUCACAAUCCACAAUGAUAAUAGUCGAUGAU